Molecule: messenger RNA, 1277 nt
Organism: Cutaneotrichosporon oleaginosum
Lineage: Eukaryota; Fungi; Basidiomycota; Tremellomycetes; Trichosporonales; Trichosporonaceae
Biological process (GO): intracellular zinc ion homeostasis; zinc ion transmembrane transport
Cellular component (GO): membrane
Molecular function (GO): zinc ion transmembrane transporter activity
Source: RefSeq, a predicted model, not a curated record
CUGGAACCUCCUCCUACAGCCUCCGAUCCUCAACAACAACAUCUGACUCUCCCUGCAUUGCCUGCUCUGCUCCUGCUUCCCGACGCUCCUUGACCGACCCCAGCAACAUGUCCCGCCUCGCCGUGAUCCUCGCCGGCGCGGCCCUCCUCGUCGCCGUGCGCGCUGGUGCUGCACACGAGCACCACUCGGGCAUGCAGCAGUUCUUCGACAAGCUCUUCCCCUUCGAGAGCCCGGCGUAUAAUUCGAUCCUCGCAACCUUCUACAUCUCCUCCGUCCCCAACUUCAUCCUCCUCGCCGUACCCGCCGACCUCGAGCCCAGCAGCCUCAACACCAUGAUCGCCUUUGCGACAGGUGGACUGCUGGGCGACGUCUUCCUCCACCUCGUCCCCCACGCAUUCUUCGGCGAGCACUCAUCCGGGGCUGUUGUCGUCGACGAACGACGGAAUAUCGUGAUCGGAGGCGCCAUCUUCCUCGGCUUCGCCGCCUUUUUCGUCCUUGACAAGACUAUGCGCGUGCUGAGCCACGUCUCUGGCGGCGACGGCGGCGGCCACUCGCACAGCCACGGGCACGGCCACAGCCACGGCGGCCACAACCACAGCCACGGCACCUCGAGCGCGAUCGCCAAGUCGGGAGGCGAGUUGCGCAAGCGCAAGAAUGGCGAUACCGCCGAGAUCACCGACGAGAUUGAGGUGAAGGAGGAGAAGAAGCAGCCAAAUGCCUCCCUCCGCCUGUCCGCCUACCUCAACCUCUUCGGCGACUUCACCCACAACAUUACGGAUGGUCUCGCUAUGGCCGCCUCGUUCUACUCGUCUCCCGCUCUCGGCGCGGUCACGACGAUCGCUACCUUCUGCCACGAGAUCCCGCACGAAGUUGCUGACUACUCGAUUCUCAUCAAGUCUGGCUUCACUAAGUCACAGGCGAUGGGGUCGCAGUUCUUCACGGCCGUCGGCGCGUUCGUCGGCACCUUCCUGGGCAUCUGGAUUGCCGAAUCGGCGGGUGUCAGCGAUGCCCACAUCGUCAAGCCUGGCGAGGGGUUGUUCGGCACCACGGCAACUGGCGCCGAGCUCGUCAUUCCCAUGACAGCUGGCGGCUUCCUCUACAUCGCAAGUGUCAGCGUUAUUCCCGAGCUGCUGGAAGAGUCGCGCAGCGCUAAGCAGGCACUGAAAGAAUACGCUGCAAUGGCAUUCGGCGUGUUCUGCAUGGCUGUGAUCGCGUGGAACGAGUGACGCUGUGCCAUAGAUGAUGAGAUGAUCUAGUCCAAAAUUCGGUGAUCGGGG